UGGGACCCGAGAGCUGAGGUAUGGCCGGCGGCAGUGGAGCGCACGGACGAGCUUGUCCGGGAGUACCUCUUUCACCGAGGUUUCACCAGCACCUCCAAAGCCUUCGAGGUUGAGCGCAAAGUGGACAAGGAAAAGGGAUUUCGAGUUGAUAGGAUUGUCGAGCAAUUGCAGUAUUUAGUUCAGAAUUAUGAUCUGAAUGGCCUGCAGGAUUAUUGGAACUAUCUGGAACACAGGCUCUUCAGACGGCUGGAAGACGUGUAUCGUCACACCGUCAACAAGCUGAAGACCAGCCUAUACCGCUACUACCUGAUCCACACUGCCCAGACAAACAGGAUUGAUAAAACACAGGAAUUCUUCCAGAAACUGGCCUUGGAGUUGCAGAACCAGCCGGAGUGGAAGGAGUGGUUUAUUCUCCCCUUUGUUCCAAACCCAGAGACCAACCCAGGCUUUGCCACCUACUUCUCUAAACAGUGGGCAGAGACCUUCUUGGUGUCACUGCACAACUUCCUAAGCGUCUUGUUCCAGUGCAUGCCCGUUCCUGUGUUACUGAACUUUGAUGCAGAAAUGCAGCGGACAUUGCAACUGCAGGAAGAAAAUGAAAGCCUGCUUCAGAAGCUGUUUGCUAUGCAAACUGAACAAAAAAUGAAGAAACCAGAGGAGAUGAUCCAACAUAAACUGCCCAACUACGUACAAAACAUGGACCGUCUUGGAGACACGGAAUUAGACUUAUUGUCCAGUCAGAGGGGCUCACUGUCGCUGUCUCAGACAAAAGCAGGCUCGUUCCUCUCGUCAUUUCUCCUGCAGAACAAAAAGGUCCCAUUAAAGAGCUCGCUGCACACAGGCUCGUCACAACUGCCACAGAGCCCUGCGGCCUCAGGAAAGAAAGACAGCUCCAACAAUCAGCCCAUCAAAGUCAAAGAGUUGACCGCAGCUGCCAAAGAUGGCAAAUUGCAGCCGAACGCAGGCGCCGAUCCUGGCACCGUCCAGCAGCGAAAGAGGAGGCAGCAGGAGCACGAGAAGGAACGGAAGGAGCUCUUAUCCAAACCUGCCUUCCAGAGUCCCGAGGGUGCCAGCUCAGAGCCUGAGAUUCCAGGCACACCUGAGGUGGUUUCAGAUCAACUGGACUCUCCAACAAAACCAGUGAAAUCCUGCUUGGAGACAGGGAAGGCAGAGCAGCCGUUCAUCGUCCUGAGUCAGGAAGAGUAUGCAGAGCACCACUCCUCCAUCAUGCACUGCAGGGUGGAUUGCUCUGGGAGGAGAGUGGCCAGUCUGGAUAUCGAUGGAGUCGUCAAAGUGUGGUCUUUAACGCCCCCAAUGCAGACCAAGGCCACCAUAAUGUCCAAGUCACCAUUGCUUUCCUUGGAGUGGGCCACAAAGCCAGACCGACUGUUGUUGCUGGGCAGUGCAGUGGGAAUCGUUCGUCUGUACGAUACUGAAGCUAAGAAGAGUCUCUAUGAACUGACCAUUGAUGAGUCCUGUCCCAGAAUUUUAUCCCUGGCGUGCAGUCCCAGUGGCAUGUCGUUUGUGUGCUGCUCAGCAGCUCCAAGCAUACGGACAGGAACGGUACUGGAGACGGGAGGAAAGGGACUGAAUCUGGUUCCAGGGAAACUGCUUCUUUGGGACACCAAGACCAUGAAACAGCAGCAUCUGUUCUGUCUGGAUCCUGAUCCCAUUGCCAUCAACUGUACAGCUUUCAACCACAAUGGAAACCUGCUAGUCACUGGGGCUGCGGACGGCAUUAUCAGGCUCUUUGAUAUGCAGAGGUAUGACUGUGCCAUGAGCUGGCACUCUCACUCUGGGGAGGUCUACUCCGUGGAGUUCAGCUAUGAUGAAAACUCGGUUUACAGUAUUGGGGAAGAUGGGAAGUUCAUUCAGUGGAACAUCCAUAAGAGUGGAGAGAAGGUUUCCGAAUGUGUGGUGCAGGCUGAUGCCAUCGGCCCCUUUGUGCUGUCAGGAUACAGUGGCUACAGACAGGUCCAGGUACCGCGAGGAAGACUGUUUGCCUUUGAUUCAGAGGGGAACUAUGUCCUCACCUGCUCCUCUACCGGUGGAAUCAUUCACAAGUUGGCGGGAGCAGAGGGAAGUCUGGAGAGCUGCCUGUCACUGGGGGGGCACAGAGCCCCAGUGGUCACUGUGGACUGGUGCACAGCGUUGGAUUGUGGUACCUGCCUGACAGCUUCUAUGGACGGCAAGAUCAAGCUGACUACUCUGCUGGCACAAAAACCAUACAGCUGAAGCUGGCAUUAUCUC
Callorhinchus milii (elephant shark) is the source of this 2250-nucleotide messenger RNA. It is a transcript of the gene wdr91, whose product is annotated as WD repeat domain 91. The record is from RefSeq and is a predicted model, not a curated record. Lineage: Eukaryota; Metazoa; Chordata; Chondrichthyes; Chimaeriformes; Callorhinchidae. Gene Ontology annotation, molecular function: protein binding; phosphatidylinositol 3-kinase regulator activity. Gene Ontology annotation, biological process: early endosome to late endosome transport. The annotation marks the transcript as partial. Gene Ontology annotation, cellular component: late endosome membrane; early endosome membrane; extrinsic component of endosome membrane. The transcript is spliced from 15 exons.